AUGGACGUGAGCGCUGAAGCCAAACGGAUCAUGGCAGUGUCCAUUAGCAAACUGUACGCCUCCCGAGCACAGCGAGGAGGUAUGAGGCUACACCGGAGCCUUCUGCUCUCCGUUGUCAUGCGCUCUGCCCGGGACCUGUACCACUCCGCCUGCCUGGCCAAGGAGAGAGAGGAGCUGGGAACCGCACACCUGGUCCCGGUCACACCAGAGGAGGAUGCGAUGGAUACUACUGCCAGCGGGGAACAAGUCGAGGUGGAGGUGACCCAGGUCGAGCCAGAGCCUGAGUCCCCAACCAUCCAGGAGCCCAUGUCUAGUGACUCUGAGGCCGCUCAGGGCGCAUGCAAGCCCGGAAAAUGUAGUGGAAAGGAGACGGUGGAGGACAAAGAGAACCGGAGCCCUGUGAGCCCCGACAGGCAUUGCAGGAAACGCCGGGGGAAGGCGUCCGUCGCGCCCGACUUCCUCCCCAGCAAGAGGGCGAGACUUUCACUGGAACUGGGGGAGGAGAGGGUGCUUAGAACCGGCCGAAGGAACUGCUGCCGCGCCGGGGACGCUCUCACCACCCUGUCCCUAAACUCAAACCGGGCCAUCGCGGCAUUCUGA
Molecule: messenger RNA, 600 nt
Organism: Coregonus sp. 'balchen'
Lineage: Eukaryota; Metazoa; Chordata; Actinopteri; Salmoniformes; Salmonidae
Source: the annotation of a GenBank genome assembly